Messenger RNA from Leptosia nina, 1497 nucleotides. NCBI's taxonomy places the organism in Eukaryota, Metazoa, Arthropoda, Insecta, Lepidoptera, Pieridae. The record is from the annotation of a GenBank genome assembly.
AUGAUUCACGAUGCCCUGUUAAUGCUUUGGGAUUGUUCUCAAACAUCGGAAGGCAUUCAACAAGAGCCGACUACUUACGGAAAUGAUGGCGAUGCUGCAAUAUACAAGCGCAUUUACGGAAUCGCAAAAAGUCACCACAAAAUUCAAAACUUUAUUAUUGGAACUGGUUUUGUGUCUCGACAAUUACAUGCAGCAUCUGGACACAGAACAUUUGGUUUAUAUGGACAAGCAGUCAGUGAAGGCAUAUCAGAAAUUUUGCAAUCAUAUAAAAAAACUCUAAUGGAUGUAGAACAUCUAGUCAUUGCAAACAAGAAUUACACUUUGGCAUUUGUGUAUAGCUAUGUUGAGAAGUAUCAGGGUCUGUUUAAUACAUUAAAUAGAAUAAUAGCUACUCUUAAAGAAAGAAGAUUAAUGGGUUGCCAGAUAUUAGGCCUCCUUCAUCAGUAUAUAUUGAGUGGCAAUGAAAUGGUUCAUGAUGCUAUUGUAAAAAUAUUUUCUAACAUAAAUGCUGUAUUUAUUAACCAAUUGUGCACUUGGUUGCUUUACGGAGAACUAAGGGAUCCUUAUGAAGAAUUCUUUAUAUAUACUGUUAAAAAGAAUGAUUCAUCUGAUACAUUUGCAUCGUGUCCAUCAACCACUACUACUAAUGACAAAUCCUUAGUUUCUACACUUCAGCAAACACCGUUAGAUUGUGGAUAUAAUUUGAAUGCAACAAUGAUACCAUACUUCAUUCCAUUAUCAUUGGCACAGGAGAUUUUAUUUGUUGGAAAAACCAUAAUUUUGUUUGGAUUUGACCCCAAAAAAGUCAAGAAAAAUAAUAGCUUCUCAGCAAAUAGAGCUAUGUUGCCGCUACAGAAAAUAAAUAUUGAAUCUAGAAGGUUCACAAUUUGGGAAGAAAAGGAAGCCGAAUUUCACGAAAAACUUCAGAAACUUAAGAAUCCCGAAGAAUUUGAAGUUUGUCAUUUAAAGAAUGUUAUAAGAGACAUCAAAGAGUGUGUCACUAAGCAUCUCUGGACGGUGGCAGUUGAAGAGGCUCGGCUGCUUCACGAGCUCCGCCUCAUGAAGGACUUUUAUUUGCUGGGUCGGGGUGAACUCUUCUUAGAAUUACUACGGCUAACGUCGCACAUUCUAGAUAAACCCACGACAAGGACAUCUACCAGAGACAUGAACCAAGCGUUUCAACUAGCAGCAAGAGCGGUCUUCCUGAGCAGCAGUGCUGAUAUAGAAAAGUUCAGCUUCGAGCUGCCAUAUGUCAAGCCGAAUGUUUCAGGAAACUCUUCACUCGAAGACGAUAGCUGUUCAGAAGCAGAUGGCUGGUCAUCUAUUAUAUUGAAGUACGACUUUAAAUGGCCCCUACAUCUACUAUUCGCUCCGGAGGUGUUAGCGAGGUACAAUGAUAUGUUUCGCUUGCUGCUACGGAUCAAGAAGACUCAGCACGAUUUACACGCUCUAUGGAAGACGUACAAACAUUCGACUAGGUUGGUAUUGUCGUUUUAA